GCCAGUCGAUGGUUGCCGUGCCGUGUCAGUACUCAGUAGUGUCGGUGUCAGUGUUGUAGUGUGGCCAGUGUUGCCGGGACUGUGUUGUGACGAUGCUGCCUGUAGCCGCGGUGUUGCUGUUUGUAGCCCUAGCCUCCUCCAACUCUACGUCUCCCCCCGACCCACAACCUACAGUCACCCCGUGUGACAAACUAGCCACCUACCGUGUCGUGCUGCACACCUUCUGGACUAGGGAUCUGUUCCCCAAACACUACCCCGAGUGGCGACCGCCGGCUCAGUGGAGCAAACUCAUAGGCAAGUCCCACGGCAGCAGCUACUCCCUGUUUCGUCUCAGCCAGAAAGCGUCCCCCGGGGUGAAGGCGUUCUCGGAGACAGGACGGUCGGACCUGCUGGAGGCUCCAGGACCAGGGGUGUUCGAUGAGUUUGUAGCUCCUGCCAUACCUUCCGGAGCGGGUCGCACCGAGGCACAGUUCUUCCUUGACGGCAACAAUUCUCGAGUGUCACUGAUGUCUCGCAUCAUACCUUCCCCUGACUGGUUCAUUGGCAUCGACUCCUUCGACCUCUGCGUGGACGGCAACUGGCUGGACACCAUCACUAUUGAGGUUGAUCCGCUGGACGCAGGGACGGAUAAUGGAUUCACGUUCACCGCCCCUAACUGGGCGACGUCACCUCAGGGCGUGAUCUACCGCAUCACCAGCCGCUACCCCUCACACCCGGCGGGCUCGUUCUACUACCCCUACCUCAAGCGUCUGCCGCCCAUCGCCACCUUCCAGUUUAUCAAGAGCCGAGAAUACGAACUAAACGAAGUUUUCCACCACUCGGAGGACGACAAGAGGUACGAGCUGGUUAAGCUGGACACUCCUAACAGCAUCAGCGUCCUCAACAGCAACGACGACGUGCAACUGGAGAUGGAGGCAGAGCGACGGGAACAAGAACAGAGGCUGCAGCAGCGACUGGCCACACAAAAUACAAUAGCUCGAACGAAUGCCUUCAUUAGACACGCUAGAAAGAAUAGAAGGAGAGGAUUUAGACGGAAACAAAGGUUACCAGUGUCGCCCUUAACAGCGACGCCCCCCGCCCCCCUGGCCCCCGGGGUUAUUCACUCGGGGGACAAGGACGCUCUGCUCAACAGCAUUGUGGAGACCUAUCACAACAGAGAGGUCCACAAACCAAGGAAAGGCCGAAAAUAUAGUGAGUGGGACCUCUUCAAGCAUGGAGGGUCCAGAGACUGCAGAGUGGGCGAGUGGGGAGAGUGGGGCUCGUGCAGCAAGUCAUGUGGGGUGGGUGAGAUGGCACGGCGGCGAGAAGUGGUGAAGCACGCACGGCGCGGAGGCAAGGUAUGUCCUCCUCUGGUGGAGACCAAGUGGUGUGGCAGCGCUCAGGACUGUCACUAUAGCAACAGCUGGUAGGCCACCAACACAGCUAUCAGCACGAUGUAUCUGCACUGUGGAGGUCGCCACUCGCCGUCACCGCCGCACUCCGCAUAGUCGCUGUAUCAUACACUGAGCCGCGUCGGCCACUGCCAUGCUCAUUCCUUAGGUUAACCAAACAAGACCUCUUGUAACUUGAGUUGUUUGAUUCGUUAUAGUCUGAUUUUCAAGACUUUAGUAUGAGAGAUGUUCGGUGUGCACCUGUAAAAUCUGAAUGUAUAGCAAUAUUAUUCGAAGCCAAUAACAGAAUGUGUACGAAAAACAGCCUUCGACGCACCAGCGCUCUUAUUAUAGUGUGUCAAAGAGUUGUUACUACUAUGUAUCAUUAUCAUAUUAACAUAUUACUUUGGUUUUACGUCAUACUUCAAUGAAAUUGUGAGCAUCUUAUCCAGUAUUAUAACAUUUCAGAAUCCAAGUAAUCCAGGUUAAACAUGUUUCCUAACAAAAUGUUUUUUCUGUGAAAUACAAUUUGUAUGAAUUUUGUUGAGCAAAAAAGAUGGUAAAUUUUGGCCCAGAAAAGCCAUUCUCUAAUGAAGGACAAUUUAUUAAAACUGUACCAUACACAAUAUCUUGUUUGAAGACACAUUGGUGCACUUUUUUUAAGGAUAUUGUUUUAGAGAGUCUUUUAAAGUCUAUAAAAUAUAUGAUCACUAGUUUUUAGGCAUAUGUGUAAAUACAAUGUUAUGGAUAAGAGGGUUUCAGACCAUCUUUAUUGUAUGUAAUAUUUUUAGGAAAAGUAAGAUCUAUUUUGGUAACGAGGUAAAUUUCUACAUCCUUGUGUAUAUACUUGUUUACCUGUUCAUGUAAGAUUGUAAUAUGACAUUACGUUUUCUAUACACACGCUUACGUUAUUCCUAGCUAUCCUCAAUCAUUUGAGGAUUAUAAGAAUAAUGUAGCUCACUAAUCGCCAUAUCAUCUUUGAACACCUUCAGUAAAUAUGCCAUCCAUACAUUUCGAAAUUAAAUAUAUGUACUUUAUAUUGGCUCUUGGAAGUUCCUUUUCCAAAUGUCAACAACUUUUAAAGCAACAAGUUUGAAUGCGUGCAUUUUGUUUCCAUCUAGCUUAAAUGUCUUGUAUUAUUAUAUUAUAAGUGCAUAAUCUGUUUGAUCUUUUUUAUUAAAAUACAUAAAAACCGUUUGUUUGGCAUAAAGUCCCUAGACAUCG
Molecule: messenger RNA, 2594 nt
Organism: Macrosteles quadrilineatus (aster leafhopper)
Lineage: Eukaryota; Metazoa; Arthropoda; Insecta; Hemiptera; Cicadellidae
Gene: mspo
Product: spondin-2
Exons: 8
Coding region: 93-1409 (438 amino acids)
Biological process (GO): cell adhesion
Cellular component (GO): extracellular matrix
Source: RefSeq, a predicted model, not a curated record